AUGGUAGACCAACCAACGAAAUCCCUUUUGGAGUACGGUAUUCCUGAUACGACUAUCGGAGUCUUUUCUAGCAUCGUAAGACCACCUGUGACGGCUCAGCACUUCGAGCUCAAGUCGCAAUUCAUCCAGUUCAUCUGUAAUGAUUCAUUCGCAGGGCUACCACAUGAUUGCCCAGUAAGUCAUAUUGAUAGCUUUUUGGAGAAAUGUGAUACCAUGAAGAUGAAUGGUGUUACAGACGAUGCUCUUAGACUUCGCCUUUUUCCUUUUUCAUUACGGGAUAGGGCGAAGGAAUGGAUGAGAGAUGAAGGUUCUGGCUCAUUUGACACAUGGUACAAAUUGGUGAAGGCUUUCCUAGUCAAGUUCUUGGGACAGGAAAAGACUGCAAGGUUGAGAAACGAGUUAUCCACUUUCAGGCAGUCAGAUGAUGAGUCCCUAUAUGACGCAUGGAGGAGAUUCAAGCGUUUGCAGAGACAAUGCCCUCACCAUGGUAUUCCUGAAUGGAAGUUGAUCCAAACUUUUUACAAUGGUCUAACUCAAGAGUUCCGAAUCUACAUUGAUGCUGCAUCUGGGGGCUAUCUCUUGACAAAGAACCCCAAUGAAGCAAAGGAGCUUAUAGAGAAGAUGGCAGCCAAUGAUAAUUAUCAUCCAGGAGGCCGAAACACUGUGAAAAAGGGAGGUAAACUUGAUGUUGAUGCCUUAACUAUGCUAAACAGUUCUGUGCAGGCACUAACAAGCAGGUUUGAUAAGUUUCAAGCUGGAUCCUCUACUACCCCACAGGAGUUGUGUCAAUUGUGUAAUGUGCAGGGUCAUAUUGCACCAGAUUGCCCGCAGAUUUCGCAAAAUACAGAGGAGAUGUCAAUCGAGCAGGCCAAUGCUUUCUACUCCUCUAACCCCAAAAGGCCCUAUGACCCCUAUUCCAACACCUAUAAUGAAGGAUGGAAACACCAUCCUAACUUUUCAUACAAGAAUACCCAAGCACAGCAAAAUCCACCUCAACCCAACAGCUACAACCAACCACCACCUGGCUUCCAACAAAGACCACCCAGCACCCAACAACCAAUGCAACCACAACCUCAGAAAUCUAGCCUUGAGGUGACGGUAGAGAGCUUUAUAACCGCAACAAAUAGUGCCAUCUAA
Molecule: messenger RNA, 1137 nt
Organism: Chenopodium quinoa (quinoa)
Lineage: Eukaryota; Viridiplantae; Streptophyta; Magnoliopsida; Caryophyllales; Amaranthaceae
Exons: 1
Coding region: 1-1137 (378 amino acids)
Molecular function (GO): nucleic acid binding; zinc ion binding
Source: RefSeq, a predicted model, not a curated record